Molecule: messenger RNA, 630 nt
Organism: Dermatophagoides pteronyssinus (European house dust mite)
Lineage: Eukaryota; Metazoa; Arthropoda; Arachnida; Sarcoptiformes; Pyroglyphidae
Product: thioredoxin domain-containing protein 9 homolog
Source: RefSeq, a predicted model, not a curated record
AUGACAGAGCAAAGAGAUUAUUAUGAAAAUGAAAGAAAGUUUGCGCAGCUGGAAAAUGCUGUUUCAAAAAAUCUGAUGAACGCCUUACGAGCUAAGGAAGAAGAAUUGGAUAGCGAACUGAAUGCGAUACAAAAUCUAAACGACGAUGAUUUUGAAAAAAUCCAAUACAACCGCAAGAAGCGGCUAUUAGAAAAGUACAAACGAGACAAUCACUGGCGUAGUUUAGGUCACGGAGAGUUGACUGAGUGUACAAGCGAUACAGAUUUCUUUACAAUUUCGGAGAACAGUCCACUUUUGGUUGUGCAUUGUUUCAAAAACGACAUUGGCAUGGAGUAUUCGGAAUAUUUGAAUGUUAUAUUGGAAUCUCUGGCGAAGAAAAGGCUAGAUAUUAAAUUUAUUAAGCUGAACGUGGAGCGUCAUCCGUUUUUAGUGUCGACGUUGAACGUAUUUGUGAUUCCAACGGUGUUGUUGAUAAAACAGAUGAAAGUCAUUCAUCGUUUGGUUGGGUUUGAUGAGAUGGGCGGCAGCGUGGAUUUUUCCGAAGCUGACUUUAAUAAUUUGCUGAAUAGUUACAGGAUUAACGAGAAGUUCCUCACAGAAAAAAACUCAGACGAUGAUGAAGAUGCAUAG